Clarias gariepinus (North African catfish) is the source of this 1457-nucleotide messenger RNA. Its product is annotated as endonuclease domain-containing 1 protein. The record is from RefSeq and is a predicted model, not a curated record. The coding region runs from base 40 to 849 and encodes 269 amino acids. NCBI's taxonomy places the organism in Eukaryota, Metazoa, Chordata, Actinopteri, Siluriformes, Clariidae. Gene Ontology annotation, molecular function: nucleic acid binding; hydrolase activity; metal ion binding. The transcript is spliced from 2 exons.
AAUGCUUCUCAUUUCUCGUGUCUUCCUGCUGCCAACACAAUGCCUCCCAGCAUGUUUUAUCUCCUCUUCCUUCUGCCUGCUUGCACCCUGUCUGAGGUUUCCACGUUCAAAAAGUGUCCUCAGUUUUUUUUUUCUGCAGGAAUCCAUCCAACAGUGUUGUACGAUUCAGUGGACAACACUCGUUACACACAGAUAUGCCAGUGCCUCCUCGACCAAAAUGAGAGACCCCAAUAUUUCUAUGCCACUCUGUAUGACACCAAGAAUAAAAUCCCUGUUUACUCAGCCUACGAGUUUCGACGUGCAGAUGUUGACAGGGUUGAUCGCUGGUAUGUGGAACCACAGUUAGAUGGAGGAAAUCUUGUAUGUAUGGCAUCUCAGGGCAACGUCCCGUCACCCAAUCGAGGACAGCGGCAGGCUCUAAACAGUGAUUAUGAGGGAUCUGGCUAUGACAAGGGCCACCUGUUCCCUGUUUACCACACUCACAAUGCAGACACCAUGCUGGCUACCUCGACGCUGACCAACGCAGCUCCUCAAGAUCCUAGUUUCAACCGUGGUCAGUGGAAAAAGCAGGAGGAAGAUAUGGCCAAAGCAAUGCAGCAAAACUGUGAUAGGGCUUACAUUGUCACUGGUGUAGUCCCUGGGAAUCAAGUAAUUGGGAAUAAUGUAAGAGUGGCGCGUUAUUACUGGAGUGCUUACUGCUGUUUUGGAAACAGUGGUUCACUAAGCUCAGCUGGCUACAUUGGUCCUGAUAACAAUGGUCAAGUGCAGCAGGGCAGUGUGAUGUGGCUGGAAAAGCAGCUUAGCGGGCAUUAUGGGUCUUACUUCAGUAUCUUUCAAGGCUCAUGCUAAUACUAACCAUACCAUGAAGUACUAUCAGUGUGAAAGGAACAUGUUUUAAAAAUAUAUAAAAUCAGAAUUUUAAAUGAUUUGAGUUUUUGCACCUAUUAUAUACACAGUGGAACCUUGGAUUGUAAGUAACUUGGUCUGUGAGUGUUUUGCAAGAUAAGCUAAAUUCUUUAAUUAAUUUUAACUUAAUAAACGAGCGAGGUAGAACGCAUGCACUUUGUCUGCCGAACGUCACAUGAUCACAACUGAGACAAUGGUUCUUCUCUUUCAGACACUGCUGGAUUGUGGGUAAUAGCCUCUCUGUCAGAGAGCAGUCAUUCUGUUUGUGUGUGCACCCGCGCACCAAAGUGUCAUUAGAGUGGCUUCUUGUUAAAAAAGUUUCCAGCAGUGUUUCCAUCAUACCGAGUCACAGGAUCCUUUUCACAGGCUGUUUCACUCCAUACUACUAGUCUGACAGAUCCGCUGAAUCCCACGGUUUAGAUGAAUCAGUAAGGACAUAAUAGUAUUUUGAGUCUUUUUUGUUUCUGACCAUAAAACGAGAAUAAAAAAUGAAUGAAAUUUAUUUCACAUAAAUGAAAAUUAAACAAAUUAUUAAAAUAAUUAUAAAUAUA